Messenger RNA from Carassius carassius (crucian carp), 1088 nucleotides. It is a transcript of the gene mrpl52, whose product is annotated as mitochondrial ribosomal protein L52. Gene Ontology annotation, cellular component: mitochondrial large ribosomal subunit. Gene Ontology annotation, molecular function: structural constituent of ribosome. The transcript is spliced from 5 exons. Bases 689 to 1069 code for a protein of 126 amino acids. Lineage: Eukaryota; Metazoa; Chordata; Actinopteri; Cypriniformes; Cyprinidae. Gene Ontology annotation, biological process: mitochondrial translation. The record is from RefSeq and is a predicted model, not a curated record.
CCGAGACCCUAAAAAGACCCAGUGCUGUUCUUUUGUUUAAAACCAGUUUUUUCCCUACCCCGGAGCUCCCUCCUCCCCUUCUGGUCUCGUCUGCAGCUUCUCCUGCGGUUUUGUGGGAGCGCGCACAAGCGAGUAGGGACUUGUCCUGGAGCGCACGCGAGAAUGUUUCAGCGCUUACUCAGCAGCGCUCGAGCCCGUACACAGGAGGAAUGAAGGGAUCCAUUUAUUAUCGAAGCGGAAGGUGUUUAAAGGUCGGUCUUCCGACUGAGGCGCCUCUGUGUCGAGUUUUUACAAGAGCUUUUCUAAUCUUAAAACUGCAAAAUGAAUUAGAACACGUCAGUCAGUCACUCAAGUUAGGUUUUAAAUACAAAAAUUCUAAAGUUCAUUCAACGUUCUAUUUCAAACACCACAAGGACACAUUUGUUUACAUAAAAGCGCCACAAUAAUUCUCAGGUUACAAUCUCUAACACGUUUGUUUUAUUUUUGUUUGUUAUCUUUUGUCCUCAGAUCAAGUUGUGAUUAGAAAGGCUAAAAAUAAACUAAGUGCAGUUUUUUCAACAGGUGAGUCUGUGUUGUAUUUAAUGUUACUUCAGCAUCAUCUACUGGUAGACAUAAGUCACGGCGCCGUACUCCAAUGCAGAGGCUCUAUUUUGAACCUCUUGCUUGCCGUAGUUUGCUAUAGUCUAAAAUGGCAGCAUCCUUGAGGACGUUUUGCACAGCAGUGUCGAGGCAGUGUAUUCGCCCAUUCUCAUCGUCGUGUGUGACCCUCGCAGGAAAGAAGUGGAGACUGGAAAAUGGUUUAGCACGUAGUGGAUCAGAAUAUGGGCCAUUAACAGAUCUGCCUGACUGGUCAUAUGCAGAUGGAAGGCCUGCACCUCCAUUGAAGGGGCAGAUCCGCAGACAAAAGCAAAGAGAGGAGUUUGCUAGGAGAGCAGUGUAUCUCAGUGCAGAGGUGGAUGAAGGGAUGAAGCGAUGGCAGGAGAAGAAAGAAGAGGAGAAACAGAAAGAAGAGCAUCUGAAAUCCUUAUUGCUAAAACCUAAAGGAAAUUUAUUAAAGAACAAAAAAUAAAGAUACUUCAGGACAAAAA